CGAGACUGUGGAUUUGUACUGCAGGAUCUUGUUGAUCUGAAUGGUUUAGCCGUAUUCAGAGUGAGUUUAGAAGUGGUGGAAGAGCAGUUUCAGGAGCUAAUGGCGGAGGAGGGAAAGAAGCGAGUGGGCGAGGAGCGAGUGGCGUAAAGUUCGGAUUCUGGGGGGCUAUGGGCGGGUGAGAAGCUUGACGAGCUCGAGCUGGACUAGGACGAACUCGAACAGCGAGGAGCCUGUGUAAGUCGAAAACAGUACCUACCGCCGUUGCAGGAUUAGAGAUGGUGUGUGGCAUUCCCAGAAGCAGGACGGACUGCGUGCACGACAAGAACAAUCCAGGGAAGAAGAAGAAGAGCAACAACGACGACGACACGCGGGGAGUGGAGCGAUAAAUUCUCGAGAAAGCCUGAUGUCCCUUUUGGGGCGAUUCGAAUACGAGAAACGGGAACAAACACGUAUUCUCUUCUUUCGGAAGCUCACCUAUUGACUGCUGUUCCUGUUGUUUCUGUCCUUGAAGAAGCUUUGGUAUGUGGAUUAUGCGGGGACCUUGACAGCAACGCGCAUGGAAGGAAGGAAGGUAGGAACGAAGGAAGGUGUAUAAACAAGUACAGGCAGGAACUGAGUGCAGGUACACGCAAGAAUAGCUUGAUGACACUCGGUGCGGGAUGAUGGAGGGAACUGAAUUAGAGUGCUGGUUGAGUCUCAGCUGCGGGGAAGCUGGAAAGGAUAAUGUAAUUCGUUCACGUGGGUGGGCGGCCAAAGGGGGAAUCUGGAUCGAGAAAUCUCUGAAGAGCCCGAGAUCAUCAUUGACAGUGGUUGUUGAGUGGGGUGUCUCUCACGAAGGGGUUUGAGCAACAGAGAACAAAGUACCUCGUUCAACUGAAUUUCUCCAAACAUUUCGAAAAUGUCCCAAGUACAACAAUCUUCGGAGACAGAGGCACUGUCUCCCGAAAGAAAUGACAAUGCAAAGGAUCCCGUGAUGUCCACGUCUCCAGAUCACAGACUCCCACUGCAGCUUCGCUCUUCCCCACAUCACAGUCCGCCACUGGAGCUUCGCUCCUCCCCACAUCAUAGUCCGCCAUUGGAGCUUCGCUCCUCUCCACAUCACAGUCCUCCCCUGGAACUGCCGUCCUCUCCUCAUCGAAGUCCGCCACUGCAACUCGGGUCGUCUCCACAUCACAGUGGCCCAUUGCAGGAGCUUCCAUAUCACAGCCCUCCACUUCAGCUGCGUGGCUCUCCGCACCGAAGUCCCUCCCCGCACGAGAGCCCCUCCUCGUACCAAAGUCGCUCUCCAGACUAUAGCCCUACAUUGCAUCAAAGCCUGUCUCCUUCUCCGACGAACAGUCCUCCUCUGCAUCAUCAGCACCAAACUUCUCCUCCCCAUCAAAUCCCCCAUGAAAACCGAGAUGCUAAUUUUUACGCUUCUCCAGGGCCUAGUAACAAUGACGCACGAGAUGCCAAGUUUUAUGUCUCUCCAGGACCUAGUAACCACGAAGCAGGUAUGGGAUCUUACCAAGAUCCCGAACCUCUGACUUCUCCAAUUCCGACCAAAGUGGAUGCCUACAAGCCAAGGGGUAUCAGGAGCAACAGAACGCACACGCUGAAUGUGGCCAACGUAUCUCUCAGAGCUUUCACAGCUGUGUUCACUCUGAUUGCCUUCUCAUUAGUAGCAUCCGACAAGGAGACUUUGGUGGUGAACUUACAGGACUCCGUUGUUCUUCGCUUCCACGAUCUUUUCUAUCUGAGCUACUUGUUGACUGCGAACGUGAUCACCUUCACGUACGUCGUCGUCACCAUGGGGAUCUUCAUGUACCACAUGACAUCUCAAAAGCCAUUCCAAAACUCGCAGCUCAUCGCCGGAAUCUUCGUACUCGACCAGAUGCUCAGCUACUUGCUCAUGUCUGCAAGCUCCAGCGCGGCAACAGGAAUCCGAGCUCAGAGAAGAUUCAUCACGGGCUCCGCUCUCGACAGCUUCGAGUCGCAGGCAUAUGCCGGGGUGGCCAUGAGCUUUGUGGCAUUCUUCCUCUUAGCCACGGUGACGCUAAUCUCCGGCCAUUUUUUCGUCAACAGAAGGCGUUCAUCAUUCUAAGCUCAGAUUUAUUAUUUCUGCUUCUCCAAUAAACACGCAAACUGGCGCAGAGUGGUCUAUCUGCUUGCACAGUGGGUACUAUUAUGCUUCUCCUCGCCCCUCCACGCCAUUCAUAAUCGAUUUUGACAGUUGCCCAGACCUGUAGGCCCCUGCCCUCUGUAUGCCAUUUUCUCGAGCACCAUCCUGUAGAUAUUGGUGACCACUAUCAUCAUAAUCCGAAUCAUAAUCCUCCUCGUCAUCGUCAGAUUCCUCACGUUCCAGGCUGCGAGUUGGGGCCGUCAUCGUCUGUCAUCGUCCCAAACCUGGCUCCUCAUGAACAUGCCCCUUGUACUGUAUCGCCUUUACUACCAGCGACAGAAAUACAUACACACAAUUCUGUCUGAAUGCUCUCCUUGUCGUCGUCCAGCUUUCCCUUGUGGACCUGCCGCCAUUAUGAGACGUCGUGAGUUGAAUCUUGCAAGCAUAUGAGGCUAGGUUGCCAUGGAUCAAAGAAGGAAGAAUAGACAGCACCGAUGGACUUGAAUGGAAACGAUCGUCUGGCACGAUGUUUACAAUCGAUCCUUGAACAACAAGUGAGAAACUGGAUUCUCCGAGGACCUCGUUCUUCUCACUCCAAUCCGAGUCUCUGGAGAAGAGUUUAGGGCGUUUGUAGUAAUGGCAAUGACACUCAUUUUGUUCCUUUGGCCACGGGGUUGUACAUUUCAUUAGGACCCAACAUCUUCACACCAAAAAAGUUUUACCACCCUGGAUCUGCACACGAUGAGAUUCGAAGGCGCUUCUUUGUAUAUUACCAGCCUUCUAUUUUGAAAUGAAGUUUCUUGCAACAAAUUUCUGUCAGUGCAGUAGGUUUCACUGACGCUGAUGCCAAAAGGACCAGUUCUCGAAAAUCUUGACCCAUCGCUUUAGACCUUCGAGAACUUUUGUAAGCGAUUUUCUCAAGGACCCUCACAAGCUGUUGGCCCGUCAGACCACCUUUUGACCACUCGCAUGGCCAGGGUAUAACUAUCUAAGUAGUCGAAAAUGAAUCUAUCAGUGAAUUCCAGCAGUUCACUUUUGCAGAUAUUCCACAUAAUUCGUUCUCAAAAUGAAAAUGUGGAUGACUGGUUUAUUCCGAGGAGAAAUGUUUUGAGUUAUGUGUCUAUCAUUCAUAACUUCCUGACUAGAGAAGAUUGGCCUUUU
Messenger RNA from Marchantia polymorpha subsp. ruderalis, 3262 nucleotides. The record is from the annotation of a GenBank genome assembly. Lineage: Eukaryota; Viridiplantae; Streptophyta; Marchantiopsida; Marchantiales; Marchantiaceae.